Molecule: messenger RNA, 1083 nt
Organism: Penicillium samsonianum
Lineage: Eukaryota; Fungi; Ascomycota; Eurotiomycetes; Eurotiales; Aspergillaceae
Exons: 1
Coding region: 1-1083 (360 amino acids)
Source: RefSeq, a predicted model, not a curated record
AUGAAUCUGAUAACCAAGCACAGUACGCUUCUGGGACACUUGGAAUACUUCGCCGGAGUCCCCGGUUGGGUGAUAGAGGCCAGCUGCCUUGAAGCGGCCUUUCUUGUGCACGAGGUGGCAGAGAGCACCAGACUUAAGAGGAGAAAAGAUCUUGACAAAGCGUUCAUAUUGAGGCUAACGGCCAUUCCCAUCGCUGUCAACUAUGCCACGAAAGCUUGCCUGGGUAAACAUGUUGUGCUUGGUAUGGUUGAUAUUUGUGAGUUUAAUUAUCAUGUCGAUCCUCUGAUCGAGGGGAUCAAAGAUCGCUCCCCAGACACCAUGCAACUGAUCGAAAAGGUCAUCUGUCAGAUCUUCUCAGACAAAGAUUCCUCUGGAGUUCUACAAAACAAGUCCGAGGGCGAUGCAAUUACUCUGGAAGCCUGUCAGGGCCACGAAGAGGUAUAUCAAUUGGUCAAAGAACUGGAAUACAGCGCGAAGCAAUUCAUAGAGCAUCCGCAUGUCCUUACUGCCGGUGACUAUGAGCAGAGAAACCUUCGCAUGGAAAUUCGUGUCGGCUUGUUAGCUCAAGUCUCCAAAGUCGCUAUGGCUAUUCCAGAUUCGUCCAGUGCACCAGAUCUCAGCUUCUAUCAAUUUAUUCAAAAAAUCGGGGCGGAUGAUACGCUGAGCUCGAUGGCUAUAAAAUCGAUCAUUUGUUUCAUUCAGGGGCCCUCUGAUGUUGUGUGCGCUACUCCCAUAGAAAGGUAUCUGCUGGAGGAAUUCAAUCGCCACGUUGCAAUCUGGACUCGGAUGUGGAAUGACCAUUCGAGCAUUGAGCGGGAUCGUGUCGACUCCAGCCUGAAUGUAGUGGACUUCCCCGAGUUUCAAUCUUGCAUUGAAGAUGCAGGGAAGAGGCGUUCUCUUGCUGAUCUUAUUCAACACGAAGAAGAUCGGCUCAAUGAGAGUUUGGAGAGAUUCGCUAGCGCAGUGGCUUCGCGGCCCAAAGCCGGUUACGUUGUCACUGGUCUUCGUUGGUACUUGGGUAUUCUCCAUGUUUUUCGAGAGCAGUAUAACGCCGGGGCUGUCUAUGCAUCUAAAAUGAUGUGA